AUGCCAGACCCCAUAGCUAUUCCAGAGGGGUAUGUCGGAAAUCUCGCUCCAUUGCAGCAGGAGAAGCUGGUCCAGUUUUGGAAAAUCAUUCAGCAAUCAUGGGAUUCCACGUUGACCGGCCCAGAUGCCGAUGCUAAUUCGGUAGCCGGCUCGACAAAUACAAAAUCACACCGACGGUUGUUUUCGUUCGGUCGAUCGCCAGCUCAGCCUACAGAUCACGAGCUUUCCGCCAUUCCGGCUAAUCUGCUUGCCUCUUUAAAACAAUUGGGGGCCGCCGCAGGAGAUCUCAGGGCCAUUAAUUCCCUCUUAACCCAGUUACCUGGCGACGAGCUUCGAAGCGCAUUCCUGGACAUACUUAAACAAGACCACGCCGACGCACUAUGCUUGCGAUUCCUGCGAGCGGAGAAAUGGGAUGUUCCUAAGGCUUGGAUCAAGUUUGUGCGGGCGCUGAAUUGGCGCGUCAAUGAAUAUAAGGUCGAAAAAGAGGUUAUGUCAAGAGGAGAAGCGUAUGCAUUUGAGAAGUCCAAGCUGGAAAAAGAUUGCGAUGAGAAGAAAGAUGGAGAAGGAUUCAUGCUCCAAUUACAAACAGGAAAGGGACACUUACAUGGCCAUGAUAGAGAUGGUCGCCCUAUCUGUGUUGUUCGAGUGCGAACUCAUCAACCUGGUACGCAGACAACAAAGGGGUUAAAUGACUAUAUCGUGCAAUGUAUUGAGAACGUACGCCUGUUGAUGGUCUCCCCUGUGGAGUCGAUGGCUAUUGUUUUCGAUUUGACUUCGUUCGGCCUUUCAAACUGGGAACUUGCCCCGGUUAAAUUCAUUAUCGACUGUUUCCAAGAAAACUAUCCAGAAUCAUUGGGCGCUAUGAUCUUCUAUAAUGCCCCUUGGAUUUUCUCAGGUUUCUGGAAGAUCAUACAGGGUCUCCUCGAUCCCGUCGUGGCCUCAAAGGUACACUUCAUAAGUGGUCCCAAAGAACUAGAGGCACUCGUUGCCCCCGAGCAUAUCCUCAAAGAGCUCGGAGGCGAUGAGAACUGGGAAUGGGAAUAUGUGGAACCCCAGCCAAAUGAGAAUGAGAGGAUGCUUGAUACCGCCACUCGGGACUCAAUAAUGGACGAAAGGAAAGCACUGGCUGAAGAGCUAUUCCGUCUAAAUGCGGCUUGGGUCUCAGGUUCUAAAGAUGAGCCUUUGAAUGAGAACAGGGACUCCGUGAUGAAGCAAUUGUCUGAGAACUACUGGCGGUUAGAUCCGUAUGUGCGGGCUCGUAAUAUUCUAGAUCGCACUGGUGUUAUACAAGAGGGUGGAAAGAUUGAUUUCUAUCCAACUUCGCCGUCUACUCCUCAGGCCAUUGAGGCUGAGGCUGAGUCGAAAGUGCUUGUCAAGGAAGCCAAUGUUGCCCAGCCGGUAUCUGUAGCAGCUUGA
Molecule: messenger RNA, 1416 nt
Organism: Penicillium angulare
Lineage: Eukaryota; Fungi; Ascomycota; Eurotiomycetes; Eurotiales; Aspergillaceae
Product: CRAL-TRIO domain-containing protein
Exons: 4
Coding region: 1-1416 (471 amino acids)
Source: RefSeq, a predicted model, not a curated record